AAUAUUACCCUUAUACUUUUUUAUUACUUGCCUGCUACUCUACUUGUAGUGGCCUUCAAGUAGAUAUGAUUGUCUGAUGUCAAUUUAUACGAAAGAAUAUGCUAGAGAAAAAUGGACCCAAGAGUAAAUUUCCUAACUUCUACUCCCUCUUUUGAACAUUUUCCUAACUUCUACUCUUAUUUUUCACGUGCACGCUUUAACUUUUACUUUCUCUUUUUCUACGUGCAUGUUAUUUAAACUACUAAACGAUAUAUUUUUUAAAUAAAUCUAUAGAAAAGUUUCCUUUAAAAAAACCAUAUUAAUAUAUUUUUUUAAUUUUAGUUAAUAUUUAAUUAACUAUGUACUAUUUUAUCGUUCAAUUUUACGUGCGCAUUGAGAAGUCUCCACCAGCCUAAAGAGCAUUUUGUAGGUGUACCUGACGUUUUCUACGCUGAGUUACCCGCAUAUGAUAAAGAAUUUCAUAGUAUUCAUGUGGGUAUUUUGUCCAGAAUUUCUUUGCAAACAUCUCAAAGUGAAAAUCCUUACCAUGUUAUAAACACACUUGACACUUGACAGAUAAAUGCAUGCACAUUGAGUGCCAGCUCGGGAGGCCCGCCGGGGACCUGACUACCUGAUCUGCCACUGCCAGAUGCCAGUGCGUCGGAGGUGGUACCCCCCGAGCUCCACCGCAGCCCAGCCCAGCCCAGAUGGAGGCGAUGUAAACACAGAUGACGCCGACGCCUGCCCAUCUUCUCGACAGCAGAGACCGCCGUCGCUUCCACAGCAUUCGGCUCCCAUCCAUCACCGUAAGCUUCUAUCUGCUUCUUGCGAUCCUUCUGCGAUUCUCCGUCGAAUUGAUCAACCCUGUGAACCCCAAUGCAUUUGCUACUCUCUAUCAUGUCUCUGAUAAUUUGAUUGAUCCUGGUAGACGAGUAAUCAACUCCAUUGAUGCCAGCGGUGAGGUGAUGGAAUAUGGAUCUAGUAACGAUCAGAGGAUGCAGGACAUGGAAAUAUGGCCGUCGGACGGCGGCGGCGUGGAGGAAUACGACCCGUGGACGGCUUGGCUUUACAAGCCACACACGGUCUCGGUUCUCCUUGCCGGCGCAUGCCUCCUGAUCUGGGCAAGUGGGGUCCUUCAUCCAGAGAUUACAAGCUCUCAUGAUAAGGUCAUACCUAUUAAAAGGGGUGUCUGGGCUAUGAUCGCAGUUUUCCUAGCAUACUGCACUCUCCAAGCACCUUCAACGAUACUUAUUAGGCCUCAUCCUGCUGUGUGGCGUUUGGUGCAUGGCAUGGCUGUUGUGUACCUUGUUGCUCUAACUUUUCUUCUUUUCCAGAAACGUGAUGAUGCCAGGCAGUUUAUGAAGCACCUUCACCCUGGUCUCGGAGUUGGUAGAAUAUUUAUGCAAUACAUUCACAAGGGAAAAAUCACAAUAUCAUCUAUAGAUAUAUAUAUUCUGAUCAUUUGUUUAUAUCAAAAUGCAGAACUACCAGAGAGAUCAUAUGGUUCUGACUGCCGUAUGUAUGUUCCAGAAAACCCUACCAACAGAUUUAUUAAUAUUCAAGAGACAUUGUUUGAUGAAUUUGUUAUUGCCCAUGUCUUGGGUUGGUGGGGUAAGGCAGUAAUGAUACGGAACCAACUUCUCCUAUGGGUCUUGUCAGUUGGUUUUGAGCUCAUGGAGCUUACAUUUAGGCACAUGCUGCCAAAUUUUAACGAGUGUUGGUGGGACAGUAUUAUAUUGGAUAUCAUGAUAUGUAAUUGGUUUGGUAUUUGGGCGGGGAUGCACACAGUCCGUUACUUUGAUGGCAAAACAUACGAAUGGGUUGGACUGAGCCGUCAGCCAAGCAUUAUGGGUAAGGUAAAAAGGUCAUUAUGUCAGUUCACACCCGCUAAAUGGGAUAAGGAUCAAUGGCAUCCUUUCAUGGAGCCAAGGAGAUUCAUCCAAGUGUUCUGUCUCUGCGUCGGUUUCAUGACAGUGGAACUUAACACCUUCUUCCUGAAAUUUUGUCUCUGGAUUCCUCCCAGGAACCCCUUGGUUGUGUAUCGGCUGAUCCUUUGGUGGUUAAUUGCUAUCCCGGCAAUUCGUGAGUACAACACCUACUUGCAAGACAGAAAACCAGUGAAGAAGGUGGGAGCUUUUUGUUGGCUUUCGUUAGCUAUAUGCAUGGUAGAGCUGCUUAUAUGCAUGAAGUUUGGACACGGUUUGUUUCAAGAUCCAAUGCCUACUUGGUUGAUUACUCUUUGGAUUUGUGUGGGGAUUUCUCUUGCGCUUUUCUUGCUGGAAUGGUCACGAAGGGAUCACUUACGCUCAAUAAAGCAGCUGUAAUAGCUUCAUCGCAGUGUUUCUGCUCCAAACCUUCUAUUACCUUGUAUUUGUUUGUUUUCAAGAUAACUAUACAUAGCUAGUCUCUUUAACUAGACCUUAAGGUAGGCAAAUUUUACUUGACAAUAGUUCCGCCAUUACAGGCCUGAGAUUGCGAGAGUUUCAAGAUAAUUAUAAUAUUUGGAACAAUUUUAUUUGAGAAAAACAAUAGCAUUGCUAUGCAA
Messenger RNA from Oryza sativa Japonica Group (Japanese rice), 2524 nucleotides. Lineage: Eukaryota; Viridiplantae; Streptophyta; Magnoliopsida; Poales; Poaceae. The record is from RefSeq and is a predicted model, not a curated record.